UAAUGGCAGUAGUCAAUGUACGGAUCUCCUCUCAUUGUUUACAUUUCGAAACGGUAUGUUCCCUGUGUUUUUGAGGCUGUCAUUGAUACAGGAUCAAACCUAACGCCGCAGCGAUGAUAAAUAUCGCUAAUUUAAUGUGAACACAUUCUUUCCAAGGCGGUAUCAAGUCGUCAAGCGGCGAACUAGCCCUGUGUGCUAACUAACCCAGCUCCAUCUUUACUGUAUCGCCCCGUUGCUCCAGAGAUGGCAAGUUAGUCUUGCUGUCUUAAUGUUUCUGUUGGCUUUCCUCCUGCUCGGAUCUCAAGGACAACCAAAUGACUGAGGAGGUAUAGCGCCAGGUGAGCCUGAAGGCACAGACAAAAUCUUCAUUUGAGGAAUAUCACAGGGUGCACAAUGUUUAGUGUACCUCAGAGCUCCAAGUCCGAGUUCCUGGACAAAGCCAGGCAGGCCAGAGAGGAGAGGAAGGGGCAGAAGGAGAAGGAGAGAGCAGCAAUCCAAAUCCAGGCUCUGGUCAGGAGAUUUCUCUGUCGCUGCAGACUCCAGAAGCAAAUAAGGAAAGAGGUUGAUGACUAUUUUCAAGCCUCUGAAACUGGGACAUCAAAAAGAAAUGCCCUUUCAAUUUUUAAAAUUGCUCGGAAAUUACUGCUCAUAUAUCGCCAAGAGGAUAAGAUGAGGUUCGAGAAGCUUUGUCGUGCUAUACUUGCCAGCAUGGAGGUUGAAAAUGAAUCCAAAGUUUGGUAUGUGUCCUUGGCACUCUCCAAAGACCUCACCAUUCCCUGGCUCAAGCAGAUAAAAGAUGUACUGUGGAUCUGUUGUCAGCUACUGAAAAAUUUAAAGCCUGACAUACUUCAGGACAAUAAAUUGAUAACGCUGUACCUCACCAUGCUGGUGACCUUCACGGACAUUUCAACCUGGCGGAUAGUCCGAGGGAAGGGAGAAGCUCUCAGACCUGCUUUGACGAGGAUCUGUGAAAAUAUCAUGGGCCAUCUCAAUCAAAAGGGAUUCUAUUCAAUACUGCAGAUCUUGCUCACCAAUGGCUUGGCUCGUUCUAAACCGUCUCUGUCCAAAGGCACUCUAACAGCUAUCUUCACUUUGUCACUGAGGCCAGUCCUUGCUGCUCACUUCUCCGAUAACCUGCUAAGAUCAUUCCUCAUCCACAUCAUGUCAGUUCCAGCUGUCGUAUCCCACCUCAGUGUGCUUACUCCAGAGUGUAUGGCGUCCAUACAGACACACGACCUCCUGCGGAAGUUCAUUUUGUUUCUCAGCCGGGAAGAACAGUGUUCGGACAUCUGUGUGUGUCUUGAGGGGAGUCACACACUCUGCUUACUUGGCAACCUGAUUCACUUGGGUUAUCUUAAUGAGAGAGUCCUUGAAGAGGAGGCCGGCCAUUUUGUGAAGGACUUGACCGACAUGCUGUCCUACUGCCAGAGAUAUGUAUCCCAAAAGAAGUCCAACCUUACCCACUGGCACCCUGUCCUGGGCUGGUUCUCACAAACCGUAGACUACGGCCUGAAUGAGUCUAUGCCGCUUGUCACUAAACAGCUUCAGCACCUGUGGGGUGUUUCUGUCAUUCGAACGCUCUUCAGUGACGUCCUGUCUAAAAAGCUGGAGAGUCAGGAGCCCACUCCCCCGCCUCCGCAGCCUAGCACAUCACAAAACAAUCUGCCAGUUAAAAACCUCUUCAAGCGAGCAUUUCAGAAGUCAGCUUCUGUGAGAAACAUCUUGAAACCGGUCGGAGGGAAGCGAGUCGACUCGGCUGAAGUUCAGAAGGUGUGCAGUAUCUGUGUGCUGUACCAGACUGCUCUGUCUACACUGACACAGAUACGCCUCCAGAUACUCACUGGUCUGACACAUCUAGACGACCUUUUGCCCAAACUUUGGGCCUUCAUCUGUGAGCUCGGUCCUCAGGGGGGGCUCAAACUCUUCAUGGAGUGUCUGAACAAUGACACAGAAGAGUCCAAGCAGCUCCUGUCUAUGCUCAUGCUCUUCUGUGACUGCUCACGGCACCUCAUCACAAUUCUGGAUGACAUUGAAGUCUAUGAAGAACAAACAUCUUUCAAGAUAGAGGAACUCAUCACUAUCUCCUCAUUUCUGAACACAUUUGUGUACAAGAUGAUAUGGGAUGGCAUCUUAGAAAAUGCUAAAGGAGAGAAACUAGAGUUGUUCCACAGUGUUCAUGGCUGGCUGAUGGUGCUUUAUGAACGAGACUGCAGGCGAAGGUUCACCCCUGAUGACCACUGGCUACGCAAGGACCUGAAGCCCAGCUUGUUGUUCCAAGAGCUGGAGAAAGGAAAGAAAAGAGCCCAGCUUUUACUGCAGUACAUCCCACAUGUCAUUCCACAUAAAAACAGGGUGCUGCUGUUUAGGAACAUCGUUACGAAGGAAAAGGAAAGUUUAGGAUUGGUAGAAACAAGCUCUGCUUCACCACAUGUCACCCAUAUUACCAUUCGUCGCUCGCGGAUGUUGGAGGAUGGAUAUGACCAGCUCCGUCGGCUACCAGUGAAUUCUAUAAAAGGUGUCAUUCGUGUGAAGUUUGUUAAUGACCUGGGCGUAGAUGAGGCUGGUAUCGACCAGGAUGGCGUCUUCAAAGAGUUUCUAGAGGAGAUCAUUAAGAAAGUGUUCAAUCCUGCUCUCAAUCUCUUCAAGACUACAAGUGGAAAUGAAAGGCUGUAUCCUUCACCCACAUCUUACAUCCACGAGAACCAUUUGCAGCUGUUUGAGUUUGUGGGGAAGAUGCUCGGGAAAGCUGUCUAUGAGGGCAUUGUUGUGGACGUCCCAUUCGCCUCCUUCUUCCUCAGUCAAGUCUUGGGUCACCACCACAGCACUUUCUAUAGCUCCAUUGACGAGCUUCCUUCACUGGACUCUGAGUUUUACAAGAACCUCACUUCCAUCAAGCGCUAUGACGGAGACGUAGGGGAUCUAGGGCUGACGUUAUCCUAUGAUGAGGAUGUCAUGGGGCAGCUCGUCUGUCAUGAGCUGAUACCUGGGGGGAAAACCAUGCCAGUCACCAAUGAAAACAAGAUCAGCUACAUCCAUCUCAUGGCUCACUUCCGGAUGCACACGCAGAUUAAGGAGCAGACUGCAGCUUUCAUUCGAGGCUUCCGCAGCAUCAUUAACCCAGAGUGGCUGCACAUGUUUUCCACGCCUGAGGUUCAGCGGCUUGUCUCAGGAGACAAUGCAGAGAUUGAUCUAGAUGACCUCAAGAAACACACGGUCUACUACGGAGGAUUUCACAGCAGCCACCGUGUAAUCAUCUGGCUGUGGGACAUCCUGUCCAGUGACUUCAAUGCUGAAGAGAGGGCUAUGUUCCUUAAAUUUGUCACCAGCUGUUCAAGGCCACCUCUUCUAGGCUUUGCCUACCUCAAACCACCUUUCUCCAUCCGUUGUGUAGAAGUUUCAGAUGAUCAGGACACUGGAGACACCCUUGGCAGUGUUCUUAGGGGUUUUUUCACUAUCCGCAAGAAAGAACCUGGCGGUCGACUUCCCACUUCAUCCACGUGCUUCAACCUCCUCAAGCUGCCCAACUACAGCAAGAAGAGCAUCCUGCGCGACAAGCUGCGCUACGCUAUCAGUAUGAACACAGGCUUUGAGCUCUCCUAACUCAGUUGCAUCAGGACAAUCUGCACAGGAGGGUCAUGUUAAACAGCCUGAACCAAGCGAGAGGCUCGGUCUGCCUGGACUGGAGCCACGUCACGUGAAAGUGGCAUCACCUAAACAAAAGGGGAAUCAUGAAGGACCUAUAAAGUCUCCCUUUGUGUCUUUUUAUAAACUGGAUGAGCUCUGCUCUGCUACAGCUCACUCCCUCCCAUCAAAGGGGAUGCUGUCUCUGCAGCACAAUCCAAUUUUAAGCAUCUCCCUCUGCCACUCCAAAAAUUCAAUGUUGUGUAUUUAACUUGAUGAAAUACGGAUAUACAGUGGCUAGAUCUCUGUUUCUCAGGCUUAACAGAAUCAUUCUCGGAUCUAACACUCCCAUUUUAAGCGAACUGGAAAGCAAUACAGAUGCAAUGCAAGCCAUUAGACACGUGGUUGACUCACUCGAGUGAAACCAAGCGAUGCAUUGUUAAUAUACUUACAUGCUUGGACUCCAUUAUCCAAGCAACUUUUAGCUGAUAUUGGAUGAGUCUUAAAAUGUUUUGCUGAACAUAAUGCAUCUUUUAUAAAUGGAAGACAAAUCAAUGUCUUGUGUUGAACCUCCAUGAAGCAGGAGUGGCUCACAACAGUAAUCUUGUGAUGAUUACAUUAUGUCCCAUUUCGAAGAAUCAUCCUGAAAAUCCUGUUGUUCUCGCUCCAUUUCUCCUCACCAAAAGGCAUUGCAGAGAAAAAGGUUGGCCCGUCACCUUGUAUGUUCUCAGUAUAUUUGAAAACCGAACAUCUGCCUCAGUUGUGGUGAAGCAGCAAAGGAUUUCUUGACACUAAAAAAAAAAUCUGAUCGUGCUGUUGUGUGAUUUAGGAAAAGAUGUCCUGGAACUGGAAAUGUUUUGUCACUAUUUGUUGAAUCUGCCCAGUAGAGCAGAUGCAGUCCAUGUAUUCCUAACCUACGCUUUCCAUCCAAAAAAGAAAAAAGAAGAAGAGUAAAGUCAAUCAAUGAUGUUAGUCUUUGUACUUAAUGUAAAAAUGAAGAUUUCUCACUACACCUUUGAAUAAUGCUGAGUGCCUCAUGUAUUGCCAUCCCCUCCUCGCUGUCAUGUCUGACUGUAUUUUAGCUCUAACCAGUAACCACGUAUUUUGGAAACAAGCCAUAGAAAUGGGAGGGGGGGCUAUGUACCUGAACUACUAACAAGACGCAGAAACCCAACCACUGUACUACCACUACAACUACAACAACAACAUCAACCGAGGAGGGUUUUACUAUGACUCUCUCCGAUCUCUGUGGACUUUUUAAGCCAUGCUGAAAAGAAUUUGAGGUGUAAAAACCUCUCAACAUGAUGUCAUGGACUGGUUCAUCAACCAAAUGUGACUGCUUGAUUUGAUGCUCCCUUUGGAUGGAAAUGUUGCACACCUUUCUGCUGUCCGCGGCUGUAGGGAAAAGGGACAUGAGGGUGAAUGUUACCUUAUAAGCCUAUCACUUUACACAGGGUUCAAGUACAUCAUGAAGUUACGGAAGAGAUUUCUCUGUCAUUUACCAGAAAGAUGACUACAGCUUUCAAAGAAAGGGUUAAAAGAAAAUAUCAAAUCUUUACCAAGUUCUUUUAUUAUGCAAAAAAAAAAAAAAAUGUUUUCUGUCAUGAAUGAGUAUGAAUACUUUU
Molecule: messenger RNA, 5246 nt
Organism: Toxotes jaculatrix (banded archerfish)
Lineage: Eukaryota; Metazoa; Chordata; Actinopteri; Toxotidae
Gene: ube3b
Product: ubiquitin protein ligase E3B
Exons: 27
Coding region: 394-3600 (1068 amino acids)
Biological process (GO): ubiquitin-dependent protein catabolic process; protein polyubiquitination
Molecular function (GO): protein binding; ubiquitin protein ligase activity
Source: RefSeq, a predicted model, not a curated record